GUUGGCUUGUCCUCGUGGUUCUCUUGUAUUAGCAACGUACACAGUGGAAAUACGAAGCUGUUCCGUAUGCGGAAUAUAUACGGCUGCUCAUCGUAAUUGUGGACUGUGCCACUGGAGUCCUGGCUCCGAGGCAGCCCUCACACUUUCUCAAUCAUCCUAUCAUCCUCUGAGUACUCUCGAUCUGAACCCAUGGCACCCCGUUCUUCCAACAAGUUGAAUUUUAACAAGAAACGAUAUUUUACCCCCGACGGCUCACGCCGCGGUUGGACUUGCAACAUUUGCAUCCCAAGACGCCCCAAUCAAUUCCAUUUCACGACUAUGCAAGCCGCAGUUCGACACGAGAAUACAUCUCCCGAACACGCGCGGCACAUUUCCGAAGUAGAGUGGUGGCAACCACGAAACGAUGACGGCUGGGGAACCCUCGAACAGCCUCCGCUAACUUCCGAUGGCCUGCGCACAUGGGAGAUGCAAACGCACGUGGAUCAUGUGUAUGAUUUAGUGCCGUUCUGGAUCCGUGGGGUAGAUGCUGCUGAGAGGGGUGAGGUGCUAAGGAUGGAGGAAUUCCUGCAGAUGAUGGAGGAGAAUGGCGGAUGGCGGACCUCAGAUGAGGUUUGGGGGAUGUUGGGAGCUUUGAGGAAGCCGAAUCAUGAAGAAGGGAGCGAUGGAUGGGGGCGUAAAGAUGAUGUGUCUGUUCCCAAGGCUCCCACCGGUACGGACUUGACAUCGGGCGACCAGGAUAAAGGCUGGGGCGUUACGGAGGAAUGGGCAGUCCCCCCUACCAAUACUAGUAACUCUUCUUCCCACCAGAGACGAGAUCUCGGCGGUACGCAUCCUUUUGUAGAUGACAUCGCUCUUCAGGAAGCGGCAGAUGAAGAUAGGCGCCGAAGGAUGAACCACUUUUUUGAAAUGCCGACGGAACAGAAGGUGUUGAAGAUUCAGGAGAUGAUCCGUUACCUUCGCGCCCAUCCUGCCUAGCAGGCACUGCCUUAAUGCGCCGUUUCUCGUUGUUGUUAACAUGCCCGCAUCGUUCGCCGACUCGUUGAUGUGAAGUUUUGGGAGCGAGCUCUUUGACCCU
Messenger RNA from Suillus plorans, 1075 nucleotides. RefSeq lists its product as uncharacterized. The record is from RefSeq and is a predicted model, not a curated record. NCBI's taxonomy places the organism in Eukaryota, Fungi, Basidiomycota, Agaricomycetes, Boletales, Suillaceae. The transcript has 5 exons. Bases 190 to 975 code for a protein of 261 amino acids.